Messenger RNA from Rhagoletis pomonella (apple maggot), 13220 nucleotides. RefSeq lists its product as uncharacterized. Gene Ontology annotation, cellular component: plasma membrane; neuromuscular junction; terminal bouton. The record is from RefSeq and is a predicted model, not a curated record. Lineage: Eukaryota; Metazoa; Arthropoda; Insecta; Diptera; Tephritidae. Gene Ontology annotation, biological process: synaptic vesicle maturation; synaptic vesicle priming; synaptic transmission, glutamatergic. Bases 280 to 12669 code for a protein of 4129 amino acids. Gene Ontology annotation, molecular function: diacylglycerol binding; calcium ion binding; calmodulin binding. The transcript has 22 exons.
CCGAUGCUUGCAUGUCGGUUCUUGAAGGAAAUAAACUUGCCGAUUUAAGUGAAGUGGGGUAUACAUCUGUACGAUAUAUACAGCUUGUUUUGGCGACAUGGCAGCUCAAGUUUUAGUGGUCUAAAAUUACCGUGAACAGUUACGAAAUAUUAUUGUAUUUGAAGGGUAUUGACUUAAACAUAGAUAAAAAGUUCAGUAUUGACAAUCCAACUAAUCUCUGUGAAUUUAACUUAGAUAAGUAUCGAAAAAUAAUAAAAAUAAAUCAAAAAAGUUACCGCCAUGCCGUUAACGACUGCCUCUCCAAAACCGCUACAUAAAUAUAUGCUUGGUGCUACGAACAUCGAUGGCAAUGACAGUCCGUACCACAGUCAGUUGAAGCCACAGAGACAAGAACAGGAUCAACAGUUGCAGCAAGAGCACCAAAAGGAUACAGAGAUGCAUCAGUAUGGCACUGUAGCAAGAAGUUCCCCCAAACAUCAGCAAAAACAACAAAAAUACCUAACGAGCAAGCCUUAUCAAGAGCAACAGCAGCAGCAACAGGCGCACCAAGAGACAGAUCGAAUGUCGACAGAAAUUACUGUUACGACAUCAUCUAAUGGCCAGGAUUCAAGGAAUAUGUCAGACCUACUACAGCUGCAACUGCUAUCAGAGCAAUCAGUUAAAUAUGGAAAUAUGGUCUCUCAAGAGACAUUGAAACACUCAAACCAACAGUUUGCAGAACUCACCGCUAAAAUGCCACCAAGUCAACAUAAACAACAACAGCAGUUGCAACAAAAGCAGCGGCAGGAGCAAAGUUGCCAUCCCAUGCAGAAGGUAUUUUCAGUAAAUAAAACACAGCAACAACAACGAAACAGUAUCAAUGCAAUCAAUAGCAAUAAUGGCUAUAGUUACAAUCAUAAAAAGAAAUUACCAAGUCAUUUCAACAACAUUAACGACAGCAAUUACAACAACGGUAGCUGUGAUGCCAACACCUUGCACGAAAAUAAACUUCACAACGUGAGAAAUCUUGAUGAGCCCGAUGGCAUAGGCAACGGAAGUGACGUAAGCGCUUGCAGUAUUGAUGCCAAUCUUUUGGCUGAAAUGAACGGCAGCACCACUGCUGCUGGCCCCCAUGUAGGUAGCUUGGUUUCCAUCACCAGCGAACAGCAACUCUGUCAGCUAUACAAUUCACAACAGCACUCCGACUACAUAAUAUCCGAUUACAUGGAGAAAAUAGCCACGCGCAUUAGUCUCUUGGAGACUGAAUUGAAAUUUGCUUGGCGUUCUCUCGAUUUGCUCUCCGGCGAGUAUGGUAAAAUUUGGGCGCGAUUGGAGAAACUCGAGAAGAUAUCGGUUGAGCAGCAAUCGGUUGUUAGUAAUUUAAUGGGCUUGAUCGCACUGAAGCAAGAACAUCAGCGUAAACAGCAGCUACAACUCAAUCAAAGCCAGCAGCUGAUUGCCGAGUGUGAGUCACAUUUAGGCUUUAUGGACAGCGAUGUGGUUGCCGAACAGCGUCGCUCACCUUUUGACUACCUCUUGCGCGAUGAACAGUUGUUGAUGUCAAAUUUAGUUGAAGCCGAGCAGCAGGCCAUUCUACUGAACAACUCUGCUGCUGCUCUGCUGCAAGAUAUAGACAUGGAAGGCACUUCGAAGCAAUACAGUAAUCUAUUGCAGGAACUAAAAAAUGACACCUUAGAUGCUUUGGAAGCUGUACGCAUGGAUAGUGAGUUGGACGCACUGGACAAGUUGCUGCAACAGCAAACGAGCCUAAUAUACAGCGGCCAUUUCGGAGAAACAAAACCCGCGUAUAUGAUGUACCCACUUGGCGAACAGGAAAAUUUGCAACACUCUGGCCGCUUUGAAGUGGGCGACGACGCAAACACAGCACUGUCGCAGCUUGCGCACCAUGACGGACUUAGUGGAUCGCUUUCAACUCUGGGCCAUGUCGAGCAGAGGAAGCACCAAGAAGAAGCUGCUGCAAUUACCGCAGCAACAAUGUCACGACACAAACUGUAUUCGGACUCAGAUAUACUUAUUUACGAGCAGCAGAAAAUGCAAGAAAACGACGCUAAAGGCCAACUGCUGCCGCAGUUCUUGAAUAGCCGUCAGUUACUGGAUAAGCUUUCAUCCGGCGGUGGAGGCGAUGAGAAAAUCGAUCGUCUGCAGCAGUACAAGGUGAGCGGUAGCAUGCAGAGCUUACCUUUUGCGUAUGGAGAGGUUUUCGGCUCGACAAUCGCGACAGAUAGCUCACUGAAAAAGGCACACUCACUGGCACACAUAAGACCGCAACUAUUUAGCGAUUUACCCGCCGAAGGGAGUGUUGGAGGCAUAUCAACUGGAAAUGUGACCGAUAUUGAUUUGCCUUUGAUUGAUUUUGUUGAGCAGGUGAAGUUUUUUCGGAAAGCGGCCUCUAAACAUGGCGAGGGCGGGCAAAUUGAUGUGGCCAUAGAGGAUACGGGAGGGACAUGCGAGGAGGCGGCUGGAAACAUUGGCCACAACAAUGAAAUGAACGAAGAAUUUUACAAAAAACUUAACGAGGCGUAUCGUGAUAAUAAUCUGACAACUGAAAUCUCAAAUGUGGAGCGGCUACUGCAGCAAUCCGAGGCUACACACGAACACAUACUAGGCGGCUUGGGUACGUGCACGAACUCCGCGCUGGGUAUGAUACGCGAAGAUAAUGAAGAGUCGCCAGAGGUGCUUGUGCGUCCACGCGAUGAACUAUCGGAAAAUAUGUCUUCCGUGGCUGCAGCAACGACAACUACAAACUUAGUGUCAACAACAACGUCAACAGUUGCGAAAAAGAUGAAGGAUAGCAAGAAGCAAAAGAAAAAAAAACAUCAUAAAGAUGAAAUGGAAAUGUUGAACAACUUGAAGAGUGCAUUGGCAGAGGCCGCAAAAUCAGCAGGGGAUAAUGGGAAAACGCAAACAUGCGCUUGCACAUCUGUCGAUCUCUUCAGCAGUAUCAAUAUAACAACUGGUCCUUAUAUAGGCGAUCGACGCUCAACCGCUUCGUCGUCGGAGGAAGAGAACAGCGGUAUUGGCACACAAUUUCACGGUCAAGACCACUUCUUUUCGCAAUUAAAUGAGGAUAAAACUGUGCUUCUCGAUAGUACAGGCGAGAUACUGCUCAUGGAGAUAAACAAAAUUCAAGACUUGCAAGUACUGAACGGUGCACAAAUACUUAAAUUGCGGCAGUUAGUGAAAAAGGAGGCCGCUUUUUUCGAAAAGAUCCAUAAAUUCAAUAAAAACCUUCUGCUCCUGCUUCUAAAUCCCGUUACAAUGGCUGAGGAAAUGCGGGCACUAGGCAACGACAAGCAGCGCAAAUUCGAGACAGUGAUGAAUAAAUUGGCAAGGAAUAUUGAUACGCUGAAAAAGUUGGUUGGGAAUUCGUUCGAUGACUACAAGCGAAAGUACCUGGCUGACGCUGAGUUAACCUUGAUGAAAGCAGCAGGGGAAGUCUCUGGCGACAACAAAGAGACUGCGUUUACCACGACGUCAACAGCUAAAUCGUCGAAAAAAAAUGGAAAAUCUAAAAAAGGAGCCUUUAAGCAUCACAAAGCAUCACUGGAAUGCGUGCCGGACUUUACGCACACAAACGAUAAAAAAGAUAAACUUGUGGAAAAUAAAUCCUCGCUUGAACAGCACAUUAAUAUUAAAAACAGUGCCAGUAAUAAAGCACAUUUCGACUAUAGUGCGCACUUAUUACGCAAUAAUUCCAAUUUAGAUGAGCAGCUGAAAAUACUAGAAACACAGGAGCAUAAAAUGCGCCUUAAAAAGUUGCAUGACCCCGCCGCUAGCACGAGUGGCAGCAGUGCUGACAUCGUUAGCUGCACCGGCAUUGAGCUACGACAGUCAUAUUCCAACUUCUUGUGUACGGACAACUAUUUGGCCGACAUGGACAUAGAGUUGGAGCGCAUGCUUUUACAAACAUCCACAGGCACGACUAGAAACAGGACAAGUGAAAGCUGUAUAUCGCAGCCGUUCGGUCGGGCGACCUCUGCGACAAAUCUUUACAACAACGAUGAGUACAUUAAAUCGCUGAAGCGCAGCUUAGAGCGACAUAACAGCAUGCUCUUCUUGCUACAUUUGCAAAAUCCCGAUCAACACCACAAAACAAAUGCAUAUCAAGACAUUUUGGCUGUGGACAUUGACGGUAUUCUCUUAGCCGGUGUGGGCGGUUCCCAAAGUCCCCCACCACCAGCACCGAAUGAUGCCCAUCCUGAAGUGUCGAAUGAAUUUAGUGAAAAUGAUAACGCCGUUGUUGACGAUUCAAUACCAUCAAUGCGAUCCUUGAAUCCUUUUCACCAGCAAGCGCAUGCAGCAGCGUAUAGUGGCGCUCAUCAGCAGCUUCAACAUGCCGGCGGCUCGCCAAAACCGACAAAAUCUGAUUCUGGGCUUUCGUCUAUGAGCGGCUUAUCUAGCUGGGAAAAAUCACCCAAUUCUCCUGUGUGCGCUGCAGGAAGCAGUAGUGUUGCUAGUAGUGGUGAUAUAUGUAAUCCCUUCCUUAGCAAGUAUCAAGGCAUUAAUAUAGGCAUGCAGCUCCUAAUGGCUGAAGCGGUGCCCUCGAACAACUGCCACUUAUUAAACUUGGAUAGUAAUGGCUUAAUGGGAGAUCCCAGUGGCAGACUUGAUGUGGGUCAUGAUGUCAAUGAUAUGCUUUUAAAUAUUGGUAGUGCUGACUCUGAAUUGGUGACUACAACACGAGCCGUCACCAUAACCACAGCUUGUUCCGUCAUACCAACAAUAAUCAGCUCAACUAUUGCUACGUUUUCAAACACGCACGAUAAAACAAUGCAGCUACCAACACAGGUGCAACAUCAAAUUCCCCACCAAAAGCCACAAUCUCAAUCGCACAAACAACAACAUAAAGCUCUACAACCAACAGAAAAAGACUACAUGUUUAGCGAAGAGAAUCUGAACUACAUACGGGAACUAUCAAAGAACAUGCCCAUUUGUUCGGUAUACGAGCACAAGUCAAUUUUCAAUAUAUUGAAAAAUGAUGCCUUGGAUGAGAAUAUUCGAACUGUGGAUGAAAUGCUUGCCUGGGAUCAGCAACAGCAGCAGCAACAACCACAAAAUCAGCAGAACCUUGCUACAACUGCUAGCGGAUUCGUCGAACAAAACCACCGCAUUCCGGAUCUCUUGCGCACACCCGUUCAUGCAGAGUCUUCUAAAGGUGAGAGGGAUGUUUUUAUCGAUUCCCACGAAGAUACUUCCAGUGAUAAAGGUGAAUUGCGUGAGACUCAAACACGUAGGCGAUAUCUCACAGAUCGUCUAGUAUACUAUCCAACUUCUAAUGGCAUUGCCGAUUAUAACAGCAGCAAAAACUUGGAUUAUAUGGGCAAGAACAACUUUGACUAUCGGCGAUUUCAAAAUCAACAGCAGCAGCGUCACCAAUCUUACAGAUGUGUAACUGGCGUUGGUUAUGCUGAUGCGUCGUCAUCGCCAAGUGAACCGCCACGAAAGACACCACAACAACAGCAGCAGCAUUUGUUACAGACACAACGACGAACAACACCAGCCACCUACGAAUUGUGCAAUCAGCAGACGCAGGAAAGAAAUAGUUUGCUCGACAGUCGGGCUUAUGUACUACAACAACUGCCUUCCAAUUCACAUCAUCUUAUCGCCUCAGAUUCAUCUGUUCUGCUAGAUUCAAAUACCUCUCAUUUUGGUGGCGUUGUAGCGCGUGAUGGUGCGACUUCCCAAAACAUGACUUUGUCCUCGGCGUCUUCUGGCGCAGUUGGGUUGGCUGGCGGUAUGCCUACUUUGAGUGGCAGUGUGAACAACGCUGUUGCUGGUGGGCAGCCGAUACUCCAUAAGCACCCUAAGGUUUGGAAUAAGCUCACUCAUUUCUUACCGGAAAAUUUCAAAUUGAAACGGUCAUCAAGAUACGGCCGUUCGCAGUCAUUACCCACUGGAUAUGAGAAUGACGCGUGCGGCAGUAAAAUUCAAUCUCGUGGCCAGGCUGGCUCUUACCCCUCUGUUGCUGGUUACAUCACACCCAGUGUUUCCGAUUCCCACACCGAGCCUAAUGGCAGGGAUGUGUCAGAGUCCAUGAUGUAUAACAUGACGGGCCCGGCACCGACGUCGUCAGCCAAAAGGCAGCAGCGUGGAAUAAAGCAUUUGGGGGGCAGCUUCGACUUUUCAAAGCGUCUUCACAAAUUGCCUUUGCAGCUGGUGCAGCGUGCUACGCAUCCGGGCACUCGCACGGUUGCCAGCACAUCUACAUCAUCCGCAACUGCUGCCACCGGUUUAGCCAGCGGUACCAGCAUUAAGAAGAUAAUAGCCGGCAAGGGUCACAAGACUCGCUCUAAGUUUUCGGUGACCGUGAAUAAUUUCAUGCAUAAAGCCAAAACAUACCGGCGGCACAGCUUUGUGCCAGGGAGUAGUGGUGGUGGUGGUACAAUGGCGACGGCGAUAGUGGGUAGUGUCUCGGAUACCGAAGCAGAUUUGCCCAGUUUCACAUCUUCCGACAACGAAGACUCAAUAGUGAGUGAUACUGGAGAAUUAAAUGCGGUUGUGUCCGAUGGCAAGCCUUUUGAUGAUUAUGAUGUUAACGCAUUCGAGGCUCAAAAGUUGCAGCUUCAGAAACACGAUACACAGCACAUGAAGAUACUGCACCAGAAACAGCAACAACAACCAAACCAACAAACGGAUACCAAACUAACUAAACAAGAAGAGGAGUCCAGAGAACAGGACGAAGAAGAUGACUAUGAAGAAGACGUGCCUUCUUAUGGAGAAGUUGACGAAUUCUGUGACACGAAUGAUCAACACUAUGGGACAAAUGACUAUCAAGGAAAUGAAAUUGAAGAAGAUAUCGAUGCAAUAGCAAUGAGUAUGUUCCCUCAAAUAUGCAAAUUAAGUCACACAGAAGUGCCAAAAACUGGCGUAGAAAAAGAAGGCAGUGUCUCACAGUCACCACCAAAAGUAGCGGACGAAAAAACGGAACAAAUAAUUACCAAUAAUAAAGGGAGCCUGUUUCCGGUUAUGAGCGACAUUAGACGCCAGCAUCAAUACCAACACCAACCAACAAACGAUGCUCUUUUCACACCUGCUACACCUGAAGAAUCAAUACCCGGCUCCUGCCCUUUAGCAAAAACUCAGCUGCAUAAAAGUGCCUCCGUUUUCGUAGAUGACGAGGAAUUCGAUUACAGCGAUAGAGGUGACAUCAUGCAGCCAGAAAUACAAGCAGGUUGCUCAUCGUCGACAGUCGGCAAUGAAGCACCCCAGUUGCUAAUAACAAAAUUGAACAAUAAUUCCGAUCUGGCUAGUAUGAGCACAAUCCCUGGCAUGGAGUACACGCUAAAUGGGCAAGGUCAACGAAAUAUUCUAACACAACAAUCGCUCGACGUACCAGCAGGGGGAUUACACGAAGAUGACGAUAACCGUAGCCAACAUUCAUACCGCACCUUAUCGUCGUCACGUCGGCAAAGCACCGAAGACAGCAUUGAUACAGACGAUGAAUACUUUUGCUAUGAAUUGCGGCAGUUGGAAGUGUUGGAACAACAACGCAAAGCUGAGGUACAAGCCGAAGCUUCCGCUGCAGCUGCUACAGUCGACAAUUCUCAAUUGUUCUCACAAAUCGAUCAGCUAGCGCUAAAUAGCACAGCUGGAUAUUACAAUUGCGACGGCAGAAAGUAUGAAGAUGGUGAAAGCGAGUUGUUGUCUGACAAAUAUGAGCCAGAUGAAAGUGUAAAACAACUUAUGUUUGAAGUUUUGAGAGAAUUGAAAUAUGUUGCCAAGCAACUACCAGCUACUGAUGAUUCCAAGUCCGAGGAAGCCACCAAAGCUCCACCAAAACGGCAGCAUUUCCAGCGGCGAAGCUCAACAAAAUCAAGCGUAAAUACGUUCGAACGAGUAACAAAAGUGACGGAUAUGCAUAGUGCGUGGCAAGAUGCUAAUGGCGAUGAUCUGCAACGCAAAUAUUCGGAUAUUGAUGCGGAUAAAUACGCGGGUGUCAAUGCUGCCAGCAGUGUUGCUUUGGAUGAAUUUAACCCAUUGCACGCCAUGGAGAGCAUCGAAGAAGCUGCCCGGCAUGAUUUCGAGAAAUGUCAGCGGCGGCAACAGCGUCAGCUUCAACUGCAGACACAGAAUGUGGCAAGUGUUGAGCGUGCGGUGCCUCAGAAACGUUUUAGAAAACGACGGGACAGGCGUCGUACGAACGACAGUUGUUUAGAUAAUGAAGCGAGCCACGAGUUGCAUCAUUCAGCAAGCUCCUCAUAUUCAUCCGAAGAGGAAGCUGCGAGCGCUAUGAAACGCUAUAAAGAGAAGGUAAAACCGGCUCAAAUACGUGGAAGUAGCAGUAGUGACAAGCACAAGCGUGCAUCUAUGACACGAGCAAUUCCACAUGAACCCGAAUUCUAUGGCGAAAUUGUGCCAAAUGAAUUGCAAAUAACCGAAGCUAUGCAGUCGUCAACUGAUGAUAAAGUAGUUGCGAUUGAUGAAAAUAUCGAUGAUGAAGAGUUUAAAAAUCUGAGUAUGUCAUCCGGUUCCACACUUGGUCCAGAUACGCCAGCUGAACUAAGUGAGGAAUUGGAGGGCGACCAGCUAACAUACAAGACUGCACCUAACUACCAAGCAUUCAAAGAUAAUCAUAGACGAACGGAAAUAGUCAAUGGAGAAGUUCAAGAAAUUAUGAAUGCUUCACAAAGUAGUGAUGCUCAUUCCGCUCAUAAACAUGCUAAUCAUAUUUCGGUUGAAGCUACAGACAGUACGCAGUCGCCUCUACUCCAGGCGGGAAAAGAAAUAGAAACAGAAACUCAAAUAGAGCCAUCGAAACCACCAUCACGACUCAUAAGUCAUGAUUCUAGUAUUGAGAGUAGUGGCACUCAGGUAACUAACGGCAACGCAUCUGUACUCGGAAGUAGCAAAUGGAAGCUUUUGAAAACACUCAAAGAACGUAAAAUCGAAGAAAAAAUUAAUCAGGACAAAAUUAAAGAUGAUGAACUUACCAAAGAUCGAGAAAAGAAUGGCAGUGGAUCUGGAGAUAUUGGUAUACGUGGCGGUGGACAUCCUGGGGAUAAUCCAUUCUAUAGUAAUAUCGACAGUAUGCCAGAUAUUAGACCACGCCGGAAAUCCAUACCUCUUGUGUCGGAACUUGUGCUCAAGACUAUGGCUGCCACCAAGCGCAAUGCCGGACUAACUUCAGCUGUACCUCGGGCCACAUUGAAUGACGAAGAACUGAAAAUGCACGUCUACAAGAAGGCUCUGCAAGCGCUCAUCUACCCAAUUUCCUCCACAACGCCGCAUAAUUUCGUGCUAUGGACAGCGACAUCACCGACGUACUGUUAUGAGUGUGAGGGAUUAUUAUGGGGCAUCGCCCGUCAAGGAGUUCGCUGUACAGAAUGUGGAGUGAAAUGUCAUGAAAAAUGUAAAGACUUAUUAAAUGCCGAUUGCCUGCAAAGAGCCGCCGAAAAGAGUUCGAAGCAUGGAGCAGAAGACAAAGCCAAUUCGAUAAUAACGGCCAUGAAGGAUCGCAUGAAGCAGCGUGAGCGGGAAAAGCCCGAAAUUUUCGAGCUGAUACGGAUGACAUUUGGUGUGGAUCCAGAUACACACAUAGAUUCAUUAGAACAAGCCGAGCGCGCAACUGUUGAGGGAACAUCCAAAUGGUCAUGCAAGUUGACGAUUACAGUGAUAUGUGCUCAAGGCCUGAUAGCGAAGGAUAAAAGCGGUACCAGUGAUCCCUAUGUGACGGUGCAAGUUAGCAAGGUGAAAAAGCGUACACGUACAAUGCCACAGGAGUUAAAUCCUGUGUGGAACGAGAAGUUUCACUUCGAAUGUCACAAUUCUUCGGACCGGAUAAAGGUUCGCGUUUGGGAUGAAGACAACGACUUGAAAUCGAAAUUGCGUCAGAAGCUAACUCGCGAAUCGGACGACUUUUUGGGUCAAACCAUAAUUGAAGUACGCACACUGUCGGGCGAAAUGGACGUUUGGUACAAUUUGGAGAAGCGUACGGACAAAUCAGCGGUAUCUGGAGCUAUACGCCUGCAUAUCUCGGUCGAAAUAAAGGGCGAGGAGAAAGUCGCACCCUACCAUGUACAGUACACAUGCCUGCAUGAAAAUCUUUUUCACUAUUUAUGCGAAGAAAAUGGAGGAAUGGUUAAACUGCCUCAACAAAAAGGUGACGAUGCUUGGAAACUAUAUUUUGAUGAAAUUCCGGAGGAGAUCGCUGACGAAUUCGCGAUGCGCUAUGGAAUUGAAAACAUCUACCAGGCCAUGACCCACUUCCACUGUCUAUCCACUAAGUAUUUAUGCCCUGGAGUUCCUGCCGUGAUGAGCACAUUACUAGCAAAUAUUAAUGCCUACUACGCGCACACGACAGCGUCAUCGGCCGUAUCCGCGAGUGAUCGUUUUGCUGCAAGUAAUUUUGGAAAAGAGAAAUUUGUGAAAUUAUUGGACCAAUUACACAAUUCGCUUCGCAUCGACCUCUCCAUGUAUCGUAAUAAUUUCCCGGCGUCUAGUCAGGAGAAACUAAUGGAUCUUAAGUCAACGGUGGAUUUACUGACCAGUAUCACAUUUUUUCGCAUGAAGGUCCAAGAACUAUCUAGUCCGCCACGAGCGAGUACAGUGGUCAAAGAUUGCGUAAAAGCUUGCCUUAGAUCCACCUAUCAAUUCCUCUUCGAGAAUUGUUAUGAACUGUAUAAUAGGGAAUUUCAGGUGGAUCCAAACGAAGCAAAACGUGACUCUGACGACCACGGUCCAAAAUUGGAUAAUGUUGAUUUUUGGCAUAAGUUGAUCGCGUUGAUCGUGUCUGUCAUCGACGAGGAUAAAAAUAGCUAUGGCACUGUUUUGAAUCAAUUCCCACAGGAAUUGAAUAUCGGGCAGCUGUCAGCUGCGACGAUGUGGAGUCUAUUCGCGGUCGAUAUGAAGUACGCGUUAGAAGAGCAUGAGCAGCAUCGUCUUUGCAAAUCUUCGGCUUAUAUGAAUCUGCAUUUUCGCGUGAAAUGGCUUUACAGUAAUUAUGUAAAGGAGGUGCCUCCGUAUAAGGGAGCUGUUCCCGAAUAUCCCGCCUGGUUUGAGCCAUUCGUCAUGCAAUGGUUAAACGAGAAUGACGAUGUAUCUUUAGAAUAUCUACAUGGCGCAUUCAACCGUGAUAAGAAGGAUGGGUUCCAAAAGAGCAGUGAACAUGCCUUAUUUUCAAACUCCGUUGUUGAUGUAUUUACGCAAUUGACGCAGUGUUUCGAUGUUGUUAGCAAACUCGAGUGUCCGGAUCCAGAAAUCUGGAAGCGUUACAUGAGACGUUUUGCCAAAACAAUCGUAAAAGUUCUGAUCGCAUACGCGGAUAUCGUCAAGAGGGAAUUUCCGGAGCACAUGAAAGAUGAGAGAAUUGCGUGCAUACUUAUGAACAAUAUACAACAACUGAGAGUGCAAUUGGAGAAAAUGUUUGAAUCAAUGGGAGGUGAUAAAUUAGAGGAAGACGCCGCGAAUAUUCUGAAGGAAUUGCAGCAGAAUCUGAACUCGGCGUUGGACGAUUUGGCAUCUCAAUUUGCUAUUAGCCUCGAGCCACGGAUCACACAGUCAGUGCGCGAACUGGGAGAUCUGCUGCUCUCUAUAAAAGGUGGCGGCAACAUUAAUUCCAAUCAAGCGGCACAGCGAAAUGCGGUGGCUGUUGAAGCCGAUGAAGUACUUAGGCCACUAAUGGAUUUAUUGGAUGGCUCUCUAACGCUCUAUGCUCAGUCCUGUGAAAAAACAGUACUGAAACGGUUGCUCAAAGAGCUUUGGAAAAUUGUAAUGCGUAUUCUAGAAAAGACUAUAGUGUUGCCUCCAAUGACUGAUAAGACUAUGAUGUUUAAGCAUCUAACAGAUAAUGCUAAGAAUCUUGCGUCGAAUGCCAAAAUCGAAGACAUGGGUAGACUAUUCAAAAGCCAUAUGGCUGGUAAGCAAGAUGUGAAGAGUGCCCUUAGCGGUGUGAUGGAUAUCUCCAAGGAGGUGGAGAAGAAUUUAUCACCCAAACAAUGUGCUGUAUUAGAUGUUGCCUUAGAUACCAUAAAGCAAUAUUUUCAUGCUGGCGGCAAUGGACUCAAAAAGACAUUCCUUGAAAAAUCACCAGAGCUGCAAAGCCUGCGAUAUGCUUUAAGUUUGUACACGCAAAUGACGGAUACGCUUAUUAAGACUUUUAUUUCCAGUCAAGUACAUGAAAUUGAUCCGGAAAAUCAGGAAGAAAGCGUUGGUGAAAUAUCAGUACAAAUUGAUCUUUUCUCGCAUCCCGGAACCGGCGAACAUAAAGUUAACAUUAAAGUGGUUGCAGCGAGCGAUCUGAAAUGGCAAAUUCCGUCGGGAAUGUUUCGGCCGUUUAUUGAAAUCAAUUUGAUCGGGCCCCACUUACAGGAUCGGAAGCGCAAAUUUGCUACAAAAUCCAAAUCAAACAACUGGUCGCCGAAGUAUAAUGAAACGUUUAAUUUCACAAUCGGUAACGAAGAGCAGUUGGAGUUCUUCGAAUUGCAUAUCUGCGUAAAAGACUAUUGUUUCGCUAGAGACGAUCGCCUAGUCGGAGUUGCCGUCAUACCGCUUAAAGACAUAUCGGAAAAGGGUUCGGUUGCAUGUUGGCUGCCAUUACAACGUCGUAUACAAAUGGACGAGACUGGCUGGACAAUCUUACGAAUCUUAUCACAACGUAAUAAUGAUGAAGUGGCCAAAGAGUUUGUCAAACUAAAAUCAGAAAUACGCCAGGAACCUAUGAUGGGCACAUAACUCGAUUAAAUUGUUGCAAUAUCGGAAAAUAUUUAAUUACUAAAAUAAAGUAAUUAAAUUUGAAACUGAAUGUAAAAAUUAAUUAACUAAUUAACAAUAUAUAAAUUCAUAUCGUCGUUUAAAGUACAAAACCGUGUAUCAAGAUAAUGCAAAACCGCGUAUAUGAGGUUGCUUAAAUUUUACAAUAGGGCUUAAAAACAUCUGAUUUCAAAACGGUUCUCUGUUUUAUAAAAGAAUCAUAUUGCAGGCUAAUUUUAUAAAUCGACAUUUUGGUAAGAAUGGGUAAGGCUUGAUGUCAGGAAAUUCCGGUGAACAAAUCUAAUUUUUGGCACAAAUGUCAGUUACGCGGUUUUGCAGAACGACGAUACGCCGUUUUCUACUUUUAGCGACGAUAUACUGUAAUAAUAUUGCAAAUAAUAAGUACCAAUAUUAAUAUAAAAUAUAUUUAAUAGUAAUAAAAAAAACACAAUACACGGUUAUAUGUAUAUGUCAUUACACGGUUAAUACCAUUACUAUUAAAUUUUUAAAAUACAGAAAAUAAAAAUAUAUUA